This is a messenger RNA of Miscanthus lutarioriparius, 498 nucleotides long. NCBI's taxonomy places the organism in Eukaryota, Viridiplantae, Streptophyta, Magnoliopsida, Poales, Poaceae. The record is from the annotation of a GenBank genome assembly.
AUGGUGCUGGUGCGCAGGUCGCUCAGCAUGAGCCGCCCCCGUAGCUGCCACGACGCUGACGACCGUGGCUGGAACCCGCUCCAUGUUGCUGCUCGCAAGGGAGACCUCAAGGAGGUCCGACGUCUCCUGGAUGAUGGGAUGGGCGUCAAUGCACCUGCAUGGGGACCAAAAUGUCCUGGUGCUACCCCACUCCAUCUGGCUGCUCAGGGUGGGCAUGUUAAAAUCAUGGAUGAACUACUGGAGCGUGGUGCCAAUAUUGAUGCUCGAACCAAAGGGGCCUGUGGCUGGACUCCUCUACACAUUGCUGCCAAAGAAAGGAACAAGAAGGCUGUGAGGUUCCUGAUUGAGAAUGGAGCAUUCCUUCCUCCUGAGAUGAAUGACCAUAGGUUCAAUCCCCCCCUCCAUUACUGCUCUGGGUUAGAAUGGGCAUAUGAGAUGAAGCGCAUGCAAGACGAAAGUGAUUCGCCUGGCGAGACUUCAUUGAGCUCGGAUAACUAG